ACAAAACAAAGUUCGCUCAUUUCAUCAAAAACGAGUAAAAGCAACUCGAAUCAGCCAUUUUCCAGAAGGAACAGAGCCGACAAUCGUUACGAAUCGCAACCAGCUACUCAUCCGAUGUACGGAACUUCCUCUCUCUACCCAAGACCCGGUGUUUCCGGUCACUCCGUUAACCAGCCUUUCACCGGCCGCACAUCUUCUUCACAUCACAACUCUUCUUCCGCCUCCCCUGGGUUAGGGAUUAGGGUUGCUUUGAAGCCGGAAUAUAGAAUUACCCCUCCUCCUCAGUUGUCUCCCCAAUUUGGAGAUAUUCCAAGGAGCAUAUUCCAGUUUGACUUUGAUCUUGAGAUGAAGAUAUUAGCUGAAGCAGAAAAAGAGAACCCAAAUUGGAACAAGCUUGUGCUAGAAAACAUUCCAUCUAAUAAUACUGCACCAACAGCAUCAUCUUUGGGUUCUGUUACCAAUCCUGUUAUUAACAAAUAUAUAGCAUCAGGUCUUAACAGGGAGGCAGUGCCUUUUGCAGUAGCACAUUAUGGUGACAACCCAACAAAGGUGAAGGAAUUUGUUAAUGGCUACAAGAUGCUAAGAGAAAUGGGAUUCUCGUCAAAGAAUGUGGCCGAAGCUCUAAUCUUGUACGAAAACGAUCCAGAAAAGUCACUAGCUCAUUUUCUUAAUAGUGCAUCAUUAUCCUGAAGAUGGAAACAACACAAGUCAUCCGGUUUCUGUACAAAUGAUUUGAAAUUCUCCAAAAAAGAACAAACUAUUAUGGUGAUGGAUUGUGAUUUUGUUAGUUUGAAAUUGUUAAUAAGGUUCCAUGAAUACUGUUGUCAUUGUGUUCGAGGUUUUUUAUGUUUA
Molecule: messenger RNA, 852 nt
Organism: Impatiens glandulifera
Lineage: Eukaryota; Viridiplantae; Streptophyta; Magnoliopsida; Ericales; Balsaminaceae
Exons: 6
Coding region: 115-690 (191 amino acids)
Biological process (GO): ubiquitin-dependent protein catabolic process via the multivesicular body sorting pathway
Cellular component (GO): ESCRT I complex
Molecular function (GO): ubiquitin binding
Source: RefSeq, a predicted model, not a curated record